Messenger RNA from Glossina fuscipes, 1765 nucleotides. It is a transcript of the gene stai, whose product is annotated as GYF domain-containing protein gyf-1. Gene Ontology annotation, molecular function: tubulin binding. The record is from RefSeq and is a predicted model, not a curated record. Gene Ontology annotation, cellular component: cytoplasm; neuron projection. NCBI's taxonomy places the organism in Eukaryota, Metazoa, Arthropoda, Insecta, Diptera, Glossinidae. Gene Ontology annotation, biological process: regulation of microtubule polymerization or depolymerization; neuron projection development; microtubule depolymerization. The transcript is spliced from 7 exons. Bases 740 to 1642 code for a protein of 300 amino acids.
AUUUUACUCUUUAAAACGACUGCGCUACUCUUAUAUUUUCUCUCUCACAUUGAUACGCUCUGAGCUGAUUUGAUUUAUCAUAACUAGCAUUAAUGCUGAGCUAACUGAUUGAAAAAAACUGCAGCCAACUUCAGAUCUAUAUACAACUUGGAACUGUCAACUUAAAGACCCAUAAAGACUGUUAUCGUUGCCCUCAUCGUCGCCGUAUUAGCAAAAAUUUCUCGCGAAUAAUCAGGAAGAAAGGAGACCGACCGACCGUUUUACGUUUAACUUUUCUGAAAAACAAAAUCAAAAAAAAAAUUUUUAAAGACUGGAGUAUAAGAAAAGUUUAUUCUUUUUAAAUAAAGAAUUAAAAAAAAACAAAAAUUAAAAACGAAAACAAAAAACAAAUUGAAAAAUUAUUUUUAAUUCUCACUUUAAAACAUCUGUUAGACACCGCCCUCUUUGUGUCCAGUGUGCAGUAAAAAAAGUAAACAAAGUAUCUUUAAAAAUAUUAAACAUAUCUUCAUAGAAAAGAUAUUUUCUUUUAUAAAAAAAAAAACAAAAAAACAAAAAAUACUUAACUUUUUUGUAAAUUUAAACAAAUUCAAAUCAUAACAUUUUGUGUAAGCUAAACAAGCAAACUAGUCAACCGCUUAACUUGAAACCCGUCGCGACGUUAGUUGUUAAUUAAUCACCUCUUUUUUGUAUUAAAUUUAUAAAUAAGUAUUCGAGUAAAAUCGAUAAAUUAUUUAACAAAAUGCUGAUUGGAUUAGUACGCGACUCUGUUAUGCAGUGCUUCUGCCAUACCUGCAGGGCACCAAUUUUGCCAGCUGUAUCAAGGAGGCAAGCACCUAUUAAAAAAGCGAAUAAAAUACGCUCGAAACAACCAAGGCUAUCGAAGAAAGUGAAAUUUAUCACCACUGAAAUACGUUGCCAGGAGAAAUCACGUGGGGGCUUAAGUUAUGAGGUGAUUUUGGCUGAGCCGGCUCCAAAUGUAGCUGUACCCAAAAAGCCGGUUACACCCGGUAAAAAUGUUUCAGCCGAGGAGAUUGAAAAUAAACUAAAGGCCGCCGAAGAAAGACGUAUUUCUUUGGAACAAAAGAAAAUGGCUGACUUAUCUUAUAAAUUGGCUAAAAUUGAGGAAGCCACUCGCAAAAAAGAUGAAAUCACUAAUGAGUUCAUCAAUCAAACCAAGGAGAAUUUAGAAACUAAAAUGGAACAACAUGUAGAGAAACGUGAGGCCAUUAUUAGUGAUCUUAAGGAGAAAUUGAAGAUACACUCUCAAGAAAUUGAAAAGACUCGCGAACAAUUAGAACAUCAAAAAUAUGUUGAAAAAAUUGCUAUCGAAGAGAAAUUGAAGUCGGCUCAGACAUUGCGUGAUGAAAAUAUUAAGAAAAUGCUUGAACGUCUCAAGGAACAUAACACUAUUAAAAUUGCCGAAAUCAAAAAUCAAAUCGAUCAAUUGGAAUCACAAAAAAUCGAGGAGAAGGCCCGCAUUAUUGAAAAUAAAUUGUAUACAGCUGAGCAAAAUCGUGAAAAGGAAAUACAAAAGAAAAUCGAAAAAGUCCAUAAACUAGAACGUCGUGCUGAGAUGGUACGUCAAAAUAAGGCUGCCCUAUGUGAGGAGAAUAAAGGCACAGCUAUUGCCUCAUCCGGCUAGAAAAAAUGCCGCCCACGUCAACAUACACAAUACAAAACUUUAAAACGUAAAAUUUCAUUAAAUUUACACUUGAACUAACAAAAGAAAAACUGCUUUAAAAUGAUUAAAAAGAAAAAAAUAAAU